Molecule: messenger RNA, 1401 nt
Organism: Aspergillus homomorphus CBS 101889
Lineage: Eukaryota; Fungi; Ascomycota; Eurotiomycetes; Eurotiales; Aspergillaceae
Exons: 2
Coding region: 435-1157 (240 amino acids)
Source: RefSeq, a predicted model, not a curated record
CCGUACAUCAUGCCAGGUUCAAUCCACAGAUAUUGUCAGCACAGGACAUGCAUGGAGUAGCCCUGAAACAUUCGGCGUUACACCUCUCCGCGCCAGCCUGCCAUCACCGAAAUCAUCAAGGCAGGUGACGCAGGCACAAUUGAGCCUAGAAGAAACGUGUCUCCUUCGAUAUUCCGUCGAGAGUCAGGCGUUAUGGGUAUGUUGUCGUUGCUAGUCUGUCUGUCCAGCCGCUGAUCACGACGUCAUUUCGAUCUCUGUGACCCGGAGCGACAUUUUGCUGUCGUUGUUCCACAAAGAGCGCGCACCUGCCCGCCCCUCCUAGACGCGAUCCUCUCCGCAUCCGCCCGACACUUCAGCACUCUUCCCGAAGAACGUCAACUCGUAAUCACGCAACAAUAUGGCUUGCAAGAGGGUCUCGCAAUUGGCGAGGGUCUAUGCUCGCCUAUCACAGCCGCUCUAUCGCUGGUCUCAGGGCUGCCAGCCACGAACCCAAUGCGAUCAUGGACGAGAACCUGCUUGCAGCGAUGGUGAUUCUUCGGUUCUAUGAAGAAUUCGACAGCCCUUUCAUCGAUCCUCCAUCCUCCACCGCCAACCGCGGUCUUCAGGUCUUCCUCGAAGCGCAAGCCUCGUCCGCGGUGCAGACAGCGAACGGUCUUCGCUCCUCCGCCUUUUGGGUCGGCUUCCGACAGGAAUUCCAUAUGGCUAUCUCCCAGCGAAGGCCCUUCCGUAUACCUCGGACCACAGUAGCGCAAUACCUUCCCACGCAGUCCUCUCCAGACCACGUCUGGGUCAACCAUCUGCUCGUCAUCGGGGCGCACAUCAUCCAAUAUUGCUUCCCGCCUGCCCACCACCCCCAACAAUCGCCGGACGAGAGAUCAACCAGCUACGAGCGUCUCCUUACCGUCCGGCAAAACUGGGCCUCCAGCGCACCGUCCACCUUCACACCCAUCUACACCACCCCAGCCUCACCGUCCGAGGGGCUCUUCUUCCCGCAGCAAUGGUUUCUCAACGACACGCACAUCGUAGCCACCCAAUCGCUCGGGCUGAUCAACCUGCUACUGGCGACACACGAUCCGCACGUCGACCGGCUCCGGCCCCCGGUGUCGCAUCGACGGGCGCUCGCCGUGCUGGACGAGUCCGCACCACGGUGCGGGUGAUCUGCGGGGUGGCGGUGGCCAACCGGCAGGUCCAACGGCGGCGUUGACGGCGAGUCUGGCGGUGGUGUUGGGGGCGGAGGCGUUCCGGGAGGUGGCGCAGGCGGAGCGGGCGACGUUGAUCGGGGUGGUGCGGGGGAUGAAGGCGGAGAGCUACUACUUCCCCGGGGAGGACAUGGAGGGGGUGAUCUUGGGAAUGUGGGGUGGGGUUUGAUUCGAGGGAUAGUCACAGCACAUUCCUGGGUUA